This is a messenger RNA of Lutra lutra (Eurasian river otter), 4169 nucleotides long. RefSeq names its product zinc finger protein 227-like. Gene Ontology annotation, molecular function: histone H3K4 methyltransferase activity; RNA polymerase II cis-regulatory region sequence-specific DNA binding; histone H3K36 methyltransferase activity. Lineage: Eukaryota; Metazoa; Chordata; Mammalia; Carnivora; Mustelidae. The record is from RefSeq and is a predicted model, not a curated record. Gene Ontology annotation, biological process: negative regulation of transcription by RNA polymerase II; positive regulation of reciprocal meiotic recombination. The coding region runs from base 299 to 3916 and encodes 1205 amino acids. The transcript has 8 exons. Gene Ontology annotation, cellular component: nucleus.
UGUUUCAGGUUCGCUGUCCACGACCCAUUCAAACUUCCCCCGACAACGCACCUGAGUCCCGCAGCCACCAGCAUUUCAUUUGGGGAGAAAGAGGAAGAGCGGCUAAAAACGGAGGAGAGAGUUGCUGCUAGUUGGUACCGGGGAGUGUGAUUUAUCGGGAAUGGAAGCACAAACCUGGUAUGUCACAACCUCCUUUCUUACCCGGCAGUGACUUCUCAAAAAGCACUGCGCGGAGGAGGAGGCAUCAGAGCUCCACUCUGUCUUUCUAGGAUUCUGUUUCCCCAGAAGGAAAGAGAAUAUGAGCAUGUUCAAGGAGGCGGUGACGUUCAAGGACGUGGCGGUGGCCUUCACAGAGGAGGAGCUGGGGCUGCUGGACUCUGCCCAGAGGAAGCUGUACCAGGACGUCAUGUUAGAAAACUUCAGGAACCUGGUCUCAGUGGGACAUCAACCCUUUAAACGAGAUAAAUGGCGCACAGAAAGAGAAGAGAGGCUGUGGUUGACGAAGACAGCACCCCAGAUAGAGAGAAAUGUGGGAGGGAACAGCCAAAGUGCGCUGAGGACUGCUCAAGGCAGAGAGCCACGUGAAGAGCUUUCCUGCUGGCAAAUCUGGCAACACAUUACAAAUGACCUAUCCAGACCUCCAGACUCCAUGAUAAAUAGUUCUCAACUUCACAAACAAGGUGAUUCUCCCUGCCAGCUUGGGACAGGACUCUCCAUUCAAAUUUCUGAAGAUGAGAACUGUAUACCACGUUGUAAAGUGGAUGGUCCUAAUAGUACUGAAAACUCACACCUUCCAAAUUUGAGAGCCCAGGACUCGUGGAGGAAAUCUUCUCUGACUGAGUCACAGAGUUAUCGGAACAGAUCCCAGCAAGUUUCCAUGAAAAAUAAGCUGUGUCAAUGUAAACAGGAUGUUGAUGUCAUUGGUUGGAUUUCACAUCAUCUAAAUCAAGGAAUUUACAGAAGUGACCAAUCUUAUAGCAACGAUAAUAGUGAGAAAGACAGUGUGAAGAUUUCAACAUUGGACCAGAAUAGUAUGAUUCACACAGGACCAAAACCUCACCGAUGUAACAAAUGUGGAAAAACUUUUAGUGAUCUCUCUACCUUUGAUCUUCAUCAGCAGUUGCACUCAAAAGCAAAGUCUCAUACCUGCAGUGAGUGUGGAAAAGGCUUCCGUUAUAGCUCAGUUCUUCGUAUUCAUCAGAGAGUUCACGUCGGGGAGAAAGGCUAUAAGCGUGGUGAAUGUGGUAAGGAAUUCAGUGAGAGCUCACUUCUGCAAACCCAUCAGAAAGUCCACGCUGUAGAGAAGCCAUUUAAAUGUGAGGAGUGUGGGAAAGGCUUUGGUCGUAGAUCAGCACUUACUGUUCAUUGUAAAGUCCACACAGGAGAGAAACCUUAUCAUUGUGAGGAGUGUGGAAGGGCCUUCAGUCAGGCCUCUCAUCUCCAGGACCAUCAGAGAGUCCACACUGGCGAGAAACCAUUCAGAUGUGAUGCAUGUGGCAAAAGCUUCAGUCGGAAUUCACAUCUUCAGUCCCAUCAGAGAGUCCAUACGGGAGAGAAACCAUACAAAUGUGAGGAGUGUGGGAAGGGCUUCAUUUGUAGUUCAAAUCUAUACAUUCAUCAGAGGGUCCACACAGGAGAAAAACCCUACAAAUGCGAGGAAUGUGGUAAAGGCUUUAGUCGCCCUUCAAGUCUUCAGGCCCAUCAGGGUGUUCACACUGGAGAGAAAUCCUACAUAUGUAAUGUGUGUGGUAAAGGCUUUACUCUGAGUUCAAAUCUUCAAGCCCAUCAGAGAGUCCACACAGGAGAGAAACCAUACAAAUGUGAUGAGUGUGGGAAGAGUUUCAGGAGGAACUCCCAUUAUCAAGUUCAUCUGGUAGUCCACACAGGGGAGAAACCCUAUAAAUGCGAGGUAUGCGGAAAGGGCUUCAGUCAGAGUUCCUAUCUUCAAAUCCAUCUGAAGGCGCACAGCGUAGAGAAACCUUACAAGUGUGAGGAGUGCGGGCAGGGCUUCAAUCAGAGUUCCCGACUUCAGAUUCACCAGCUGAUCCAUACUGGUGAGAAACCAUACAAAUGUGACGAGUGUGGAAAAGGAUUCAGUCGUAGAGCAGAUCUCAAAAUUCAUUGCAGAAUCCACACAGGAGAGAAACCAUAUAAUUGUGAGGAGUGUGGGAAAGUAUUCAGGCAGGCCUCAAAUCUUCUGGCCCAUCAGAGAGUCCACAGUGGAGAGAAACCAUUCAAAUGUGAAGAGUGUGGGAAGAGUUUCGGUCGCAGUUCACACCUCCAAGCCCAUCAAAAAGUCCACACUGGGGAAAAGCCGUACAAAUGUGAGGAGUGUGGGAAGGGCUUCAAGUGGAGCUUGAAUCUUGACAUGCAUCAGAGGGUCCACACGGGAGAGAAACCGUACAAGUGUGGGGAGUGUGGUAAGCACUUCAGUCAGGCCUCAAGUCUUCAGCUUCAUCAGAGCGUCCACACUGGAGAGAAACCGUACAAAUGUGACGUGUGUGGUAAGGUCUUCAGUCGCUCUUCACAGCUACAGUCUCACCAGAGAGUUCACACGGGGGAGAAACCUUACAAGUGUCAUGAGUGUGGGAAAUGCUUUAGUCAGAGUUCAAACUUUCAGUGCCACCAGAGAGUCCACACUGAAGAAAAACCAUAUAAAUGUGAAGAGUGUGGUAAGGGCUUCGGUUGGAGUGUCAAUCUUCGCGUUCAUCAGAGGGUCCACAGGGGUGAGAAACCCUAUAAGUGUGAGGAGUGUGGGAAAGGCUUCACUCAGGCUGCACACUACCACAUACAUCAGAGGGUCCACACUGGGGAGAAGCCUUACAAAUGCGAUGUCUGCGGUAAGGGCUUCAGCCACAAUUCGCCAUUAAUAUGCCAUCGGAGAGUCCACACUGGAGAGAAACCAUACAAAUGUGAGGCGUGUGGGAAAGGCUUUACCCGCAAUACAGAUCUUCACAUCCACUUCCGAGUUCACACGGGAGAGAAACCCUACAAGUGUAAGGAGUGUGGGAAGGGCUUCAGUCAGGCUUCUAAUCUUCAAGUCCAUCAGAAUGUCCACACGGGGGAGAAACGAUUCAAAUGUGAAACAUGCGGGAAGGGCUUCAGUCAGUCAUCAAAGCUUCAGACCCAUCAGAGAGUCCACACUGGAGAGAAGCCAUACAGAUGUGAUGUGUGUGGUAAGGACUUCAGUUACAGUUCCAAUCUGAAACUGCACCAAGUGAUUCACACUGGAGAAAAACCAUAUAAAUGUGAGGAGUGCGGGAAGGGCUUCAGUUGGCGAUCAAAUCUUCAUGCUCAUCAGAGAGUCCACUCUGGAGAGAAACCCUAUAAAUGUGAGGAGUGUGAUAAGAGCUUUAGUCAGGCUAUAGAUUUUCGGGUACAUCAGAGAGUCCACACUGGAGAGAAACCCUACAAAUGUGGUGUAUGUGGUAAGGGCUUCAGUCAGUCCUCUGGUCUUCAGUCCCAUCAGAGAGUCCACACUGGGGAGAAGCCAUACAAGUGUGACGUCUGUGGAAAGGGUUUUAGGUACAGUUCGCAGUUUAUAUACCAUCAAAGAGGCCACACUGGAGAAAAACCUUAUAAGUGUGAGGAGUGUGGGAAAGGCUUCGGAAGGAGCUUGAACCUUCGCCAUCAUCAGAGGGUCCACACAGGAGAGAAACCCCAUAGGUGUGAGGAGUGUGGUAAGGCCUUCAGUCUCCCCUCAAAUCUUAGGGUCCAUUUGAGUGUCCACAUUAGGGAAAAACUGUUUAAAUGUGAGGAGUGUGGUAAGGGCUUCAGUCAGAGUUCACGUCUUCAGGCCCAUCAGAGAGUCCACACUGGAGAAAAACCAUACAAAUGUGACGUCUGUGGUAAGGACUUCAGUCACCGUUCACGUCUCAUGUACCAUCAGAAAGUCCACACUGGCAGAAAUCGUUAAAAGUGAAGACUGUGUUAAUGGCUUUGGUCAGGAUGCAUGUUGUGCGUUUGGAGAGUCUGUGCUGGUAAUAAACUAUCAAGCAUUGAGAGUGGAAAGGGAUUUCUUCAGAUCGAAUCUUUCUAACAAAUCCACUAAAAUGAUGACAUGGGACCAUAAUAAUAGGAAUAGAACUAAUAUUCAGGGCAGGAAUGGCUUGCAGCUCUCUUGGCAAGAUCCAAGUGAUAUAAAUGGUCUUUAAGAGUGAAUAUAUGCC